CGUAAUAACAAACAAAUCUGUCAAAUUCAUUACGAUUUUGGUCAGGAAAAAGUUGCUGGUGGUACGAAUUAUCGGAAAAAUCCGAAUUUCUUCCAUUUUCCGCUGCGCAGUUCGCCGCAUCGACAUGUCGGUCGUAAAAAUUUUCUCCCUGGCCAAACAGAGCAGCCGGAUAGUCCGUCCGGGCAUGCCGAUGGCCGGCCGCUCCUACACCAGUGCCGCUAAGGCAACCACCAUAAAACCACAAGAAUACUAUUACGUCAACAACGCUGAGCCUAGCAUGGAGAUGAGCGAUAUUACGGACCGUGCCGCGCAGACCAUUUUCUGGACCGAACUGUUCCGUGGUGCUGCCGUUACAUUGGGCCAGAUCUUCAAGGAACCGGCCACCAUUAACUAUCCGUUCGAGAAAGGACCGCUGAGUCCUCGUUUCCGCGGGGAGCAUGCGUUGCGUCGUUAUCCGAGCGGUGAGGAACGGUGCAUUGCCUGUAAACUAUGCGAAGCGAUUUGCCCGGCGCAGGCGAUUACCAUUGAGGCUGAAGAACGUGCCGAUGGAAGUCGGAGGACCACCCGUUACGAUAUUGACAUGACCAAGUGUAUCUACUGUGGAUUCUGUCAAGAAGCGUGUCCAGUCGAUGCCAUAGUGGAGGGUCCGAAUUUCGAGUUUUCAACCGAAACUCACGAGGAACUUCUGUACAACAAAGAAAAGUUGCUGUGUAAUGGCGAUAAAUGGGAGUCCGAAAUCGCGUCGAACAUCAAUGCUGACUAUUUGUACCGUUGAUAGGUUUGGCUAUGUACACUACAUUCGUACAGUUACAAAUGUUAUUAGUAAAUGCAAUUCAAUAUAACAAAUAUGAAUUAAAAUGGUUUUGAAACUAGA
This is a messenger RNA of Armigeres subalbatus, 874 nucleotides long. It is a transcript of the gene ND-23, whose product is annotated as NADH-ubiquinone oxidoreductase subunit 8. Gene Ontology annotation, molecular function: 4 iron, 4 sulfur cluster binding; NADH dehydrogenase activity. The record is from RefSeq and is a predicted model, not a curated record. NCBI's taxonomy places the organism in Eukaryota, Metazoa, Arthropoda, Insecta, Diptera, Culicidae. The coding region runs from base 125 to 775 and encodes 216 amino acids. The transcript has 3 exons. Gene Ontology annotation, biological process: mitochondrial respiratory chain complex I assembly; mitochondrial electron transport, NADH to ubiquinone. Gene Ontology annotation, cellular component: membrane.